AUGUCAAUUUUGGGCUUCAGUUGCACGAUACUCAUCACAUGGGAGGGCACCUUGAUUACUUUCCUUCAAGCUUUCCAAAAGGCGCCGACAUCAGGUGGUCAAUAUCAUUGGUGCUCCAUGCUGGCACCUCCUUCUCACAAGAUUUUCGGCUACAUCACUGGUUGGCUAACUGUCGCCGGGUGGCAGGCAAUCUUCGCAUCCGGUAGCUACCUUUGCGGUACCCUCAUCCAAGGGUUGAUGGUGUUGACAAACCCCAACUACAACCCGCGGCCGUGGCAAGGGACCCUACUUUAUUGGGCAGUGGUCAUAUUCUGUGUGUUCAUCAAUGUGGCCGCUCGAGGUUUGCUACCAAAAUUUGAGGGCUUGAUAUUGCUCCUCCAUAUCACCGGCUUUUUUGCCAUCAUUAUUCCGCUCAUCUACUUGUCCGAUCAUAGUACAACCUCGGAGGUGUUUACCACUUUUGUGAAUGGUGGCAACUGGCCUAAUCAAGGAUUGUCGCUCCUCGUCGGAAUGCUUGGAAACGUCUUUGCGUUCACAGGUGCAGAUGCCGCCACUCACAUGUCUGAGGAAAUCCACAACGCCGAAGUGAUUGUUCCUCGAUCGAUCUUGACAAGUAUAAUGCUAAACGGCUGCCUCGGCUUCGGGAUGAUACUAGCAACCCUUUUCUGUCUUGGUAACAUUGAAGAUGCUCUCAAAACUCCAACUGGAUACCCCUUUAUCGAAAUCUUCUAUCAAGCGACGGGUUCGAUUGCGGGAACUACUGUCAUGGCUUCUAUCAUUACCAUUUUGACUAUCAGUGCGACCGUUGGAUCACUAGCAUCAUCCUCUCGUGUCUUCUGGGCUUUCGCACGUGAUCGCGGUCUCCCGGGAUGGAGAAUCUUUAGCAAGGUUGGUUCUUCAACGCCGAGGUCUCUCUAUAGCAUUGUGUCUGACGGUUAUAAGCUUGAGCGCCGCACGUUGAUCCCAACUUGGGCAAUUGCGGCCACGACAAUCACAGCCUGUCUGUUGGCCUUGAUUAAUAUCGGUUCAGCUGUAGCCUUCAACGAUAUUGUAUCUCUAUCGGUAUCUUGUUUAUAUCUCUCCUACCUGGUCUGUUGCAUUCUAUUCCUUUAUCGACGAAUCAGGGGGGACAUCUUGCUCCCGUCUGAAGCUCCCCAAGCUACAAUCAUCAACACCGCUGGAGCACAACUCGUAUGGGGUCCUUUCCGUGUCCCGGGUCUCCUUGGAAUCGGGGUGAACAUAUUCACAAUCGCGUAUCUUAUCCUUGUCAUUUCCUUCAGCUUCUGGCCUCCUCUGACCCCAGUGACUGCGCAAAACAUGAAUUACGCUGUAGUGGGCACUGGCGGGGUGAUUAUUUUCAGUAUUGUUUACUAUCUACUGAUCGCGAGGAAAGUGUACAACGGCCCGAGGAUCGAAACACAACCCUAG
Penicillium arizonense is the source of this 1428-nucleotide messenger RNA. RefSeq lists its product as uncharacterized. Gene Ontology annotation, molecular function: transmembrane transporter activity. The transcript is spliced from 4 exons. NCBI's taxonomy places the organism in Eukaryota, Fungi, Ascomycota, Eurotiomycetes, Eurotiales, Aspergillaceae. Bases 1 to 1428 code for a protein of 475 amino acids. Gene Ontology annotation, cellular component: membrane. Gene Ontology annotation, biological process: transmembrane transport. The record is from RefSeq and is a predicted model, not a curated record.